CCGAUUCCGACUACGAGAUUUCCAACGGAAAUUCAAGAGGUACUGCUCAUAUGCAAAACGACGAUACAGGCACGGAGAAGGCUUCUUCGGGAGAAAUGGUUGCAGACGUCCACUCAGGUGUCUCAAUGGCAGGGUUAUGCCUGUGAAAGGCCAAUGGGGAGGCUGUCCCCGAAAUGCCAGGUGUUAUGCAAGGAGAAGACAAUGUCGAUGUCGUCGUGGUCAUGGUAGAUAUGGCUCGUUUGGAAGGAAAGAUUUCCUUAGUGAAUGUAUAAGAAUAGCUCCCAUUGUAAGUUGCCCACGGCCGUUCAGGAGUGUGGAGGGAAAAUGCAUUUACUGCUCUAACUGUAGGGCAACAUUUGCUGAAGCCUCCACUAGGUGCAGAAAAUACGGGGGACAGUUGUACAAGAUCAAGAACAUCAUUGCUGGCCUCAGACGACUUCAGAGACUCAACAGACGACAUCGAAGGAGGAACAGAUGGACAGGUGGUGUUGACAUCAAUUUCAAGAAAGUCCUACAACAAUCGGGAGAAUUCGAAUUUGUUAUGAAUGGAAGGGUACUUUCUAGAAUUUUUCAUUUACCCCUACCGGGCCUGCAGAAGGGCACUAUAGGUUUUAUUGCCAUCUGUUUGUCUGUUCAUCUGUCUAUCGUAUUCAAGAGAACCGCUAAAGCCUCUCUGAAGUUUGCUUUUGGCAAGGGAGAACUGGACGCCACGAAGGAAUUCAUCAUCAAGUGCGGAGGAGUGUUCCGGGCAAAGUGGUUCCGUGGUUUGAAAACCGCAGAUGCUUUGAAACAGGAGGCCGAACAGGAAGCUCUUGACAAGGAUAACAUUAAUAAGGACAAAUGUGUUGCCAUCGACUACGAGAACUUUGCUGCAGGAAAACCAAUCCUUGAAGACUGCAACCAAAGACUCCCAUACUGUUGUGAAUUUACCAAUGAUGUUGAUCCUGAUGAAUUUGAGUGGACUAAAUGGAUAAACACAGGAAGACCAAGAUGGAAUAAAGAAUAUGAAAGUUACGCCAGAGCUAGGAGAAACAGGAGAAUCCGCAAGCAAAUCAAGAACCUGUGUAUAUAUCCCCGAGCCAUCAAGUGCCGAGUUAAGGGUGGCCAGGAAGUCACAACUACGUACAAGGGAAAACGUCUGGCCAGACCAUGCGGUCUGUGGAGACAUGGAGGAGGAAUCAUGUGCAGAGGCAGACAUUGUCCCGACUUCGAAAUCAAAGUCUUGUGUGAGAAAGUUGUCGACUUCUGCGCUCUGCGAAGGAACCAAAACAUCUGCAGGAGGCGAGGGGCACGCUGCAAGAACAAGAGAGGUGGAUUCCGCUGUGUGGGCAGAAAGAGGAGAAGUCGCGGACGGUGCUCCACCACCUGCUGCACAGAGGCAGGCCAAUGUCAAAGUGUUGGUAUCUGCUCUGUGAGUGGUGAUCCCCAUUACCGAUUCUUUGAUGCUUGCGGCAAAAAAAUUGACUUCAUGGGCGUCUGCACAUACCUGCUUUCCGAAACCACUGUGAUUGGCGACAAUCUUCUGCCAUACAGCUGCAAGGUUCAAAACCACAAGAGAAGGAAUCCUAAAGGCCGACCCUCGUGGACCGAUUACGUAGUCUGCACCAUUGGCAAGUACACCAUUAAACUGGGACAGAAGAAGACAGUUGAAGUUGGUGAGCCUGGUGCUAUGAUGAGGAUUACAUUACCAUGGAGUGUAGACAUGGAUGGCUACCACUUGGAAAUAGUCUUUGCAGGACGGUUCGUCAAAAUCAAGGCAUCCAACUGCUUGGAGAUUAUGUUUGAUGGCUCAACGCAAGUGCAAGUUCGCUUGCCCAUGGUGUAUCAAGGAAAGGUUCGUGGUAUCUGUGGAAAUUUCAACGGCAAAAAUGAUGUCGAAUUCUUACUCCGAGACGGCACCAAACCAACAGGAAGCAGACGCGAGAUCUCAAAACAGAUUGGUGACUCGUGGCUCUCUGACGAACAAUAUGGCAAAUGCACCACUACCAAGGUUCUGAAGGAAUGCACUGCUAAACAAUUGAAAUUUAUCAGCGACAAGAGUCGUUGUGGCAUGAUUACUGAUCCCAAAGGCAAGUUUAAAGCUGCUCUGGCUGGCAAGAGUAUGGCGGAUGGGUCCUCCAUUGAUGACUAUCUCAAGAAACUGGAAGACCAAUGCAUGAUUGACUACUGCAACAACGGGCAGAAAGAGGAGUUCUGUGACAAUCUGGGGACUGCGGCACACAGCGUCAAGGAUGUCUUUGCUGAUUGUCUUGUUAACUAUUUUGCUGCCACCAAGGGCCAGUGCAAGCCGGAAUGUGGACGCCAUUCUACGUACCGACUCCACAGUGCAUGCGAGAAUACGUGUGCUGAUCUGGAUGCCGAAGAUGACUGCAAUGUUGACGAAAAGGUGCUUGACUGUGCGUGUGAUGAAGGCUUCGUCAGACAAGGCAAGGACUGCGUUCCACCCGAGUCAUGUGGCUGUACUAUUGAAGGACAUUACUUGAAGGUGGACGACCCGACUUCGUUCUUCAUUGAGGACUGCACCACGAAGUUCACGUGUGUGAGGAACAAGAACGGAGAUAUUGAGGAGAAGAAGGAAAUUCUCGGCAAGUGUUCCAGCAACGCUCGCUGCAAGCUCAACGGACAGUGCGUGUGCAACAUGGGUUACAUUGGAGACGGACGAAAUUGCAAACCCGAGAAGACGAUAAAAUGCAUUCCUCCUUACAAGACCUUCGGCACCAAUCGUUGUUACAAGGUCGUCUAUGAAGAGAAGAAACACGAUGACGCUGCUUUGUCAUGUGCCUUGGAUGUCGAUAUGGGGCGUCUGGCUCGAAUUGACAGUGAGGCUGAUGAAGCGAACAUUAAAAGGGUUCUCUCGAUACAUCUCUGUCGCUCAGAAUACUGGAUUGGUGGAAAUAAGCUAGUGACGCAACGACACCUUAACGCUAAGGACAUGUACAAAGUGACCCAGGUUGACUUGCCACAAGCCGAACUCGAUAUUUCGGGUGAGAAGUCGAUGGGUUGCAGCUUCGUCCGAAAUGCAAGAGGAAGAAAACCCCGCCGAAGAAGACGGCAUUGGAAAAAUGUUCGUAAAGGAAAGAAUGUAGGAAAAUUCAACCGGAAUAGAAAAUUAAUUGACAAAAAGUUGUUCAAGUUCUUGAAGAAGUAUAAAGCGGCUGACAAGCUGAAAGUUCCAAAUAGAAGAUGGCAUUAUGGAUCGCGAUUAAGAAAUAUGAGAAGGAAGUUGACUUUGCUUCUGCAGAGAAUGAGGAAAAAAAAAAAGAAUGCAGCAUGGAGAAACGCUCGAGAGACCAGUGCUGCCAGAGACUUUGCUGACUGCUUUGACACAAAGAGCUACAUUUGUGAAUAUGAUCCAGAGCAGAGAGAAAAGAUUCCCAAAAGAUGGUCAUGGAAAUUUGGUAUCAGUGCACUUCCACGUAAAAAGAAUCAACUAAGGGAAUGGGUGCAGAAUCCAAAAAUUCUCAGAGCAAUGGCUAAGUUCCCACUAUGCAAGUCGCCAACAGAUAUCCGCUGCUAUGAUGGAGAUGGUAAAGUCAUCAAGUCUGGAGACGGUGGUGUUAUCUGCAACAUUAAAAAAGGAUUUAGGUGCAAAGGCAAAAAGUGCAGGAAAUACAAAGUUCAGUUUGAAUGUCCUAUAGAUCAAGAUGAAUGCCGUCUGUUCGGUGACAAUGCCUGUCUUGGCAAUAUGAUGUGUUACAACCUGUUUGGUCACUACAGAUGCGUAUGUCCACCUGGACAGAUCUUCGAUCUAGAAAGCAGAACUUGUGGAGCUGACAUCUGCCAUUGUUCGGCCUGGGGCGAUCCCCAUCCACAGUCAUGUCUUGGCACGAAGUUCCACUUCCAGGGAGAGUGCAAGUACCUCCUGACCGGAACGUGUCCUUGGCUCACGAAGGAACAGAAAAGCGGACUGAAUAUCUUCAAGGUCGAGGUGAAGAACUUCAAGUGCGGGAAACCAGAAAAGCAUGUCACGUGUACACACAGCGUGUUUGUGACACUCUACGACGCUGAUGGAGACGAAACCGACCACAUCGUAUUCGGCCGUGGGGAUUCAAUGACGGUGAAUGGCGUCAAACUGCAAACCUCAUCGCCGGACUGCGCUAACCAGCCAUACUCCCUGAAACUGAACAAGCACAUCUGGACGCUCGAAACUCGCUAUGGUCUGAUGGUCAACUUUGACGGCCGCCACAGGGUGAACGUCCAGGUUCCCAGGAAGUACAUCGGCAAGCUGUGCGGUCUGUGUGGGGCGUACACGGUGGGCGAUCUCAACGCGCAGUUUGUGUUCGGUAACCAGAGUGUGGCCAGCGUUAAGAUCAACCCCAAGUGGCCCCGACUCGACCAUGUGGUAGCUACGGACUUUGGAAACUCGUGGCAAGUCAACGAUCCAGAGGAUCCAAAAUGUAAAUUACUACCCCAUAAACCUCAACCAACGUGCAAACAAAAGGACGAAUUCCUCACCAGCCAAAAGUACUGCAACUAUGUGAGCACCAUUGAGGAGUGGAAUAAGGAGUGUGUUAAACUGCUCGGGGAGGCGAUUAUUAGAGAUUGGAAGGAAAACUGUGUUUUGGAACUGUGUGCCAAUGCCGAAGGAGUAAAGAAAUCUCUGUGCCAGUCCUUGGAAAACAUUAUCAAUAAAUGCACAGAGCAGGCCAAGCUCAAGAACAUAACUGACUUUGAUAUUUCAUGGAGAACUGAAGACAUGUGUGGUUUGAAGUGUGAAAAUGAUGAAGUCUUUUCCAAUUACGAGUGUGAAUUGUCUUGUGGCGACAGCUCAGAUGACCUCUCUACCUGCAAAGCCACACCUGGCCGCGCCGGUCAGAUGUGUGUGUGCAAAGAAGGCAUGCGUCGUGACCCACUGACCAAGAAGUGCAUCCCUGUAGAUAAAUGUGGUUGUAUUAACCGUGAUGUCACCCCACCAACAGUGCACAAGAAAGGAGAUGUGGUGCUGAGUGAGGACUGUCAACAGAAGCGAUCGUGCCUUGGAAACUCGGAGUGGAGUGAAUACGCAGCCAUCCAAGGCCUGUCUCAGAACAUGGACUGUAAAGAGGAUGACAACCAUGAACCGAAAUUGAGCUGCAAAGAGGGCUACACUGGCGAUGGCUAUACAUGCACAAAGAAUCCAAAAGAAUGCACUGAAGGCUGGACUCAAGUUGUGGAUAAAUGUGUGAAGAUAUUCCUUGAACCAGAAACGUGGAUUGGAGCCAUUCAGACAUGCAACAUGGAAAAUGCCGUUCUUGUUUCAGUAACAAGCGACGCUAUAGCUUUGGCCGUUAAAAGUUACAUAACAACCAGUAUUCCAAAGGGUACAGGAUCAAAAGAAUUCUUUAUAGCUGGAGUGUCUAUAAAGCAAACAUCUGGAGGGUUUGUCAGUCUGCUCGCUUCCAAAAAAAUCACUGAUAUCAUUGGUUAUGAAAACUUCAUUGUGCCUAAAGCUCAAUUCACUGAAGCUAAUAGUCGAACAUGUUUCACCAUUAGUACUAAUCCCAAGGACUAUCUGAAACCAAUGAGCUGCUUACUUUCACGUGCCUUCAUUUGUGAAGAACGACCAGAACCAAGCCCAAACAACACAGAAGUGACAAAGUACUGUUCAGUUGCAUCAGCCACAGGAAACCAAAUGUCCACAAGGCUGUAUGAGGAUAAAGAGUGUGAUUUCUGCCCAGUGCCUAUGGGAGUGAAAUGCAGAAAGAAGGGUGCCACAGGGGCCGAAUUUUCUGGAACGUCACCAGAUAAGCUCGUGAACUGUGCUGUUGAUGGUAAAAGAAUUCUCAGAUGUAAUUCAGUCGACGCUGCCAAGAUUGCAGAAUGCUUGAAAUACGAAGUCAAAGCAGAUUGCUAUAAAGAUGUUGAUGAAUGUGAAGAGGGCCUAGCUGGAUGUGAUGACAACCAGGAGUGUAUAAACCUCUACGGUGCAUAUAAAUGUGUCUGCAAAAAUAACUACAUCAUGUUCAACGGAAAAUGUGAAGCUGUUGAUACGUGUACGAUGACCGAGAAUGAACAGGGUGAGAUUAACUUGUUUUCAUUCGCUGAUGGCACCAUGUCAUUCAAGAAGGUCUGUAAAUUUGACAUGGCUGUUGGCUGUGGAGACAAACCAAGUAAACCACUGGAUGAAAUCUCCGUGGAAACAGACGCAGAUGGAGCCAAGAUCAUCACCGUGGGAAUUGACGACAGGGAAAUCGUUGUCGGAGACGGCGCUUUCUCAUUUAUUGAAAAUGGUCAAGAAGUCCCUGGCGCUAUUCCUCCAAUUACGAGAGAACAUUUUGUAGUCAAGCGAUCUGGAGAAAUUACAGUUAUUCGAACGAAUGACAAUAGUAUCUUCAUCAAGAUUGACUUCCGAAAGGGCAACUUGGGACAGAUUUUAGCAUUACGGAUGAUGAAUCGUAACAUGGGUGGACUUUGUGGUGCGUGCACAGCACUGAAGAAAGACAGUGAUACAAAUGUAAUCCUAACAGCGGUUACAUCGAAAGACAGUGAGUUCAGUUGUGGACCAGCUGUAGACACUACCACAGCACCACAGACUACACAACCACAAGUCCCAACAACACCACCACCGACCACCACACCGCCGACGACAACGGAGAUCUUGACAACCGAAGGAACUACAACCACCGAAGAGGACACAUGCUCGGACCGUCCCAAAGCUAUGGCCGUCUGCGACUACCUGAAGGGCUCCCUGGCCACGUGUUACCAAGGCGAAGACCUGGACGAUGCGUUCAGCGGCUGCAUGACCCAGAUGUGCUCUUCAGCCGACAUCUGCACACUCAUCACGAGCAUGAUUCAGUCUAUCCAAAAGCAGUAUGGGAUGAAGAAUGAAUCAUGUGCCACUAAAGACGUCGCUACCCUGCAGGCGGCCGUCAAGACGAUGAAGUCGUCAACUGCGAGUCUACCUGCCCAGUACAAAUAUUCCUGCUUGCCAGAAUGUCCCGUUGACAUGGAGUACGACCCAAAUUUUGACUCCAACAGCGUUGGUGGCAGUGGUGGUGAGAAUGUCGACGCAGACCUUAACCUUGGUGCCUGCGUCUGCAAGGACACCAACAUGCCUCGCAAUGGAGUAGGCGAGUGCGGCAAACCUAAAUCAUGUGCUGACAAGGCAGAUGGAGUGACACGUGAGGAUGGUUUCAUUCAAAUUUCCAAAGACUGCACCAGUGUGAAACAGUGUGGAGAUGGGAAACUAACCGUUGGUGAUUACUCGUGUACCGCAAACUCCACCUGUAAGGAUGGUGAAUGUGGGUGCAACAAAGGCUUCCUGAUGGAUAAGUCCGGAUCAUGUGAACCACUUGUUACGGAAGAUGUGACCAAAGUCUGCUCAAGGCCUAUGAUUGGCGGUGAAAUGACUUGCGAGUGCAAACCUGGAUUUGUGUCCAUCUGCGGUGGUUGUCAAGAUGUUGAUGAAUGCCAUGCCGAUGAGCACCCAUGUGGUGAUGAUGAAGAGUGUGUCAACACCAAAGGAUCCUACAACUGCCAGUGCAAGAAGGGAUAUGCUAAACUGAGCGGUGUAUGCACAGACGUGGACGAGUGUAAGGCUGGCACCAGCCCAUGCGGAGAUCACCAACACUGCGUCAACAUAAAGGGAGGCUACGUCUGCUACUGCUGCGCCGGCUAUGAGACUAAACAACUGGGCAACUCAUUCGAAUGCAUCUGGAAGGCUACAAAUGCCAACCAAGAGCCUGCGACCUGCUGUCCCCCAUGCCUGACUGGGAAAUGUGCAUUGUCUGGGAAGAUCUGCCGGACGACGGGCCGCGAGCUGUACCGAGACUACCGGUCCAUGGUAGAGGAGAUGUGUCUGAGGAACGAACAGAACGUGGGUGAAUGGACGUACGGAGAGUGUCCCCCACUGGACCUAGGCAAAACUACGGCCGAACAAGAGGCCACGGCCAAACCCACUACGACUCCUGCACCUGUAGGUGGACCAUGCGACCGAGAUGAUGUAUGUGCGGACAUCCCCCCUGAUGAUCCAAAGAGCAAUAGCCCGAUCUGUGAAGUAGGCCCACAGAAAACGUGGCCCAACAUCUGUGAGUUCAGAGCAUCCAAGUGUUUGGGUAACAAUCCACCCAGUCCUCUCGACAACUAUCCAGAGACAACAGAUGGCGCCUGCAAUGCCCCAACCACCACUCCCAAUGGAGUUAAGCUCGGUCCAUGGACUCCUGACGGUCCGUGCCGACGAAUCACCAACAACCCAUGGUGUGGCAUACAGUGUGGUCUGAUAAAGAUGGUCCGAGUGUAUGAACUGCUGUCACAGGACGCCCCCCAGCCCACAUACGAAGAUCUCCACAAGACGAUCAUGUGCAACCCAUGUCCACCAGGAACAGAGACAACGCCAGCCCCACCCCCAGGUGCUACAACAAAAGCUCCUGAGGGUACAACCAAAGCACCGGAGGUAACUGCACCACCUGACCCAGAUACUGAGUUUAAAGACUUCCCUGUUGGCGGUGUUUGCUCAGCCGGACCCUUCAAGCCAGAUGGUAAAAACUUCACUCUGAAGACAGAACACGGUGACUGCAAUAUCGGCUACAGUUUCAUAUCGUGUAAACAUGGCACUUGUGGUAGUAGCACCAAGGAUUGCUGUCACACCGACAAAUUCAUCGACAAGACUGUCGAGAUCUCCUGCCCUAACGGAAAAGGAGGCAUUGACACCAGGAAAAUCAAGGUUCGUGUUCCUACCAGCUGUCACUGUACGGAUGAAGAGGAAGGCAUUGUAUCUGAUGCUUACAUUCUCCGGCGACGAUAGAGACCACACACAGAGGCCUUGUUAUAUAACACUUUUAUCAGUGACUCUAGUAAGAACACUUAAAACAACAGGUUAAGUUAUUGUGUGACCAAGCCUAGUCAUCACUUGGCGAUCUAAAUAAAGUACAGAAUAAAUAUACUGUAUCUCGAA
This is a messenger RNA of Gigantopelta aegis, 8872 nucleotides long. RefSeq lists its product as uncharacterized. Bases 137 to 8722 code for a protein of 2861 amino acids. Gene Ontology annotation, cellular component: extracellular matrix. The record is from RefSeq and is a predicted model, not a curated record. Gene Ontology annotation, molecular function: calcium ion binding. The transcript has 47 exons. Lineage: Eukaryota; Metazoa; Mollusca; Gastropoda; Neomphalida; Peltospiridae.